GUCACAUGAUUUGUGUCAGCUGAUCCAACAUGGCUGAGCCCAGUGUAGUUCGAUCACGAUUAGCUUCUUCUUUGCACGCAAGCUGAAGCUGCGGUUGAGGAUAGGAUCGUGGGUGUGGGCCAAACAUGAAAAUGUUACACAAAAAUAAAGUUGGACGCUAACUGUUAUUCUUGACCAAAAUGGAGCUGGCCAUUAAAAGAGACUUGAACAUUGACCAAAAACAGCUUAUAGCUGCUGAAGAUGGUAGCCAUGUGAUUGCAUUUGUUUCUCAGAAAUGGUUAGUUGCUCUGAGGGAACGGAAAGCGGUGCCUGUGCAAUGCCCAAGAGCGGACGGCCUCAGCAAUGUGGAAAUACAGACUUAUUUGCAACGAUCGGUACAAAAGUUACCAACUGGUUGGACCAGAAUAGAGAUUCAUGGCCUCAGAAAGGAUAGCUUAGACUACCCGGUGGCUUUAAGCAAUGACUUUUCACAAGGCGAGAAUGGAGACUCUGAAUCAGUGUUUAAGUUCAUGCAGAAUGUUGCGCAGCAAAAUUAUAAAAAUUUGUGGAACAGGGCAAGGAGGACUUAUGUGGAGCAGUAUGAGACCACAAACAAAAUGCCAAGUAUCCAGGCCUUGGAUGCACUUAAACUGUCUCUGCAGAAGGUUUAUGGCUGUUCCUUUAUUUUGAUUAAUAAGGUUUCAGCAAGUUUGUCUCCUUCCAAAGACUGCAGUGGUUGUGCUGUUGGUCCCCCGUGCUCUCCUAAUGUUGUCCCAGCUGAAGCUCUUCUGGAAUCUGUUGAUAUGUUGUAUAUAAUCCUCCCGUACAUGCAGUAUUCUUUGUAUGACGUUGUCACUUUUAGCCCGGCUAAACUUGCAAACAGUCAUGCCAAAGUCCUCUUUAUUCUUUACAAUGUACUGCAGGCACUGAAGGCUUGUCACAAAGCAGGCCUGUCCUGUGGUACAAUCUCUCUAAACAAUGUUGCUGUCGAUGAGAAACUCUGCAGUCGGCUGAGACCUAACUUUAUCGAUUAUGAAAGGCAGUUUGAUAGCACAUUAAACAAACGAGAAGCACCGGCAGCCAGUCAAGAGCAAGCGAGUGCUGUGGGUCUUUGUACUACCUGCAACAAUGAGCUGAAAGAGAUGGUGAUAGCCUGGAUCCAAGGAAGACUUGAUAACUUUGAUUACCUUAUGUAUCUGAAUAAGCUGGCUGGUAGAAGGGAGGGCGAUCCAAAUUACCACCCAGUUUUGCCCUGGGUUGUUGACUUCACUACCAAGAAUGGAAAGUUUAGAGACCUUAAGAAAUCAAAAUUCCGCCUAAACAAAGGGGACAAACAACUUGAGUUCACAUAUGAAAUGACAAAACAAGCAUUCGUAGCUGGGGGAGGAAGCACAGAUCAGUUCCAUGUCCCUCACCACAUUUCUGAUGUACUGUCUGACAUCACGUACUAUGUAUACAAAGCUAGGAGGACCCCAAAGCCUGUGCUGUGCAAUCACGUACGGUCCCAAUGGGAGCCAAAUGAAUACCCAGCAAGUAUGGAGAGAAUGCAGGGCUGGACCCCUGAUGAGUGCAUACCAGAGUUUUAUACAGAUCCCACCAUAUUUAAAUCCAUUCACCCUGACAUGCCAGACCUUGAUAUUCCAUCUUGGUGCAGCUCAUAUGAGGACUUCAUCAAUGUUCAUCGUGCUCUUUUAGAAAGUAGGGAAGUGUCUCAGGAUCUUCACCACUGGAUAGAUCUCACAUUUGGAUACAAGUUAACAGGAAAGAAUGCAGUGAAGGAAAAGAAUGUUUGCCUGCACCUGGUGGAUAAUCAUACUAACCUGACUUGUUAUGGGGUUGUACAGUUAUUUGAUCAACCACAUCCAAAACGGGUUUUUGGCUCAGGAUACGCUUUAUUCGAAGCUCCUACGAUAUUUCCAUCCAGUAAACAUAACAAUAAAGUUAUUGUAUGUGAAGAUAAACAGAUUGUCAAUGGAAAUGUGAUAGAGGCUACUGUUUGUGAGACCCUUUGGACUGGUGACAAAGUAUCCGCUGGUGAUGAAGAAUUAGAGCAAGGUAUGGAGGCUCUAGAUUCCAUUGGUGGAACAGUGAAAGGUAGUGACCAGAGUUCUAUCCCUUCUCUACAAAUUACUAGCCCAACUACCUUCAGUGGGGAAAGCAGAAUUCAGGCAAGUCGAUUAAACAAGCAAAGCAGACCGGUAACAUGCAAUGAAGAGAGUGAUGGAAAGUGCGCCCUUCCUGAGGGAUUUAACCCUUUACAGAUCCUGGAAGAACUAGAAAAACUGGACAACUUUUUAGUUCGUGGCUUGCACAGCACCAUCCUGCCGGUGAACAAAUGUCAAGAUAAAAUUCCGCUGAGUCUUUUAGAUUUUUUUCAGAGAGAUAUCCAAGCUUUGGGCAUUAUGAUUGCUGAGAUAGUGUUUUCACCAAGGAUCCGUGCCAGAACACCCAAACCUUCUUUGUUGGAACGCUAUCUCCUAGUACGGAAUCUUUGUAGGCACCAUCACAAAGAUAUUCCAACUCCGCUAUUGCAAAUGCUAGAGUGUUUGCUGCAGUUACACACACCAAAAGAUAUGCUACUGAAGGAUAUGAAAGAUGGGGCACGUGUUCACCUUUUUGAGUUCCCACAUAUUUCUAAUGGCCUUCCUCCACCUUGUCCUUCACAGCUCCUUAGCCCUUUUUGUUCAAUCAUCCCUUUCCCUACAUACUUCCCAAACCUGCACAGAUUUAUUUUAACGUAUCAGUCAAGAAGAACAGAGGAUGAGGGCCAAGGUCGUGAACUGGUUUUUCAGCUAUGGCAACAAAUGGAUGGUAUUCUUUGUGACAUCACGCCUGAAGGAUUAGAAAUUCUUCUUCCAUUUGUUUUGUCUUUAAUGACUGAAGAAACCACAGCGGUCUAUGCUGCUUGGUAUCUUUUUGAGCCAGUGGCCAAAGCUUUGGGUCCUAAAAAUUCAAACAAAUAUCUUCUAAAGCCACUUAUUGGUGCUUAUGAAAGUCCAUCGUACCUUCAUGGAAGAUUUUAUCUUUAUACCGACUGCUUUGUAGCCCAACUAAUAGUGCGUUUAGGUUUGCAAGCAUUCCUUACAAAUUUACUUACCCACGUACUGCAGGUUCUUGUUGGGGUGGAGAGCUCAAGUGAUGAAGGCAAACUUUUGUCAGGAGCAGCAGAAGAUGAAGAAAGUGGAGGUGACAGUCCAGUAACAUGUGAUUUUGAAGGAAGGCAGAACAGUGUAGAUCACAGUACUUCUUCUCAUGAGCUUCUGGACUACACUUCUGGGGUCAGCUUCCAUGAUCAGGUUUACCUUACAGAAAAUGAAGAUUUCCAGAGUGGACUGUACGUCAGUGAGCCACUACAACCUCAAGAGCCAGAGUCUCUGAGUUUAGGGAGGUUGAGCGACAAAAGCAGUGCCAGUGAGGUUUCCCUUGGUGAUGAAAAAGUCACAGACUGUGAUUCCCUUCGUGAUAAGGGAAGUCUGAAGUCAGGAGACAGCAGCCAGGAUUUGAAGCAUAGCGAAGAAUCUGAAGAAGAGGAGGAACAAGAAACUUCUCCAGGUCCAUCAGAGUUGACGUUGUCCGUCAUCACUGAUGCAUCUGUUGACACAAUUCAAGCCAAUGAUAACCAAGACCUCAAUGACGAAGAGCCUGACAUAAGUAACCAUAGUGAGGAAAAGGAGAAAAAGAUAUUAAUUGAUACUGCCUGUAAGAUGGUCCGAUGGCUCUCGGCCAAACUUGGUCCAACUGUGACCUCCCGGUCUAUUGCCAGGAAUCUGCUGAGGUUGCUCACGUCCUGUUAUGUUGGUCAUCAGAGACAGCAGUUCCUGCCUAAUAUAGAGGAGAAUAGUCCAUUAAAUGUUAAGAGGCCAAUAUGUGGCGACCAGGUAUCGAAGCCUGUGCUUGACUGUCUCAUGUAUAUGGCCCACCUUUACGGAGAACCAUUUUUAACCUAUCAAUUCUUGCCGUAUAUCAGCUACCUGGUGGCUCCCAAUAGCUUGUGCAGACUAAACAGCCGAAAAGAAGCUGGGCUGUUGGCAGCAGUGACUCUGACCCAGAAGAUUAUAGUCUACUUAUCAGACACCACCCUGAUGGACAUUCUACCCAAAAUUAACCAAGAUGUGUUGCUGCCCGUUUUGGGUUUCCUGACGUCCACCACUGUUGGGUUCCCCAAUGGUGCCCAGGCCCGGAUAGCCCUGUGCGUAAAAUGCAGCAGUCUCAUCUCCCUAAUCUGCCUUCGCAUAGGACGAGAGAUGGUUCAGCAGCAUCUUGGUGAUGCCCUCCGGAUCUUCUUUAGUAACUUCACCUUACUUCAGGAACUCCGUGAACAGGGCUUUUUUUCCGAGACUCCUAAUAGCUCAGAGGCAUCUGUACAAAGUGUGCACGGCAAAGAUGGGACCAUUUGCUCGGUUGAUCUUGCUUUGCUAGAGGAGCUGGAAAAAGUCUACAAUGCAGAAAUGGCCUAUGCCACCUUCGUCCCGUUCUCUUGUCUUAUUGGUGAUGUCAUUGGUCAGUUGGUUCCUAACCAUGCUCUGAUUUGGAAUCUGACAAUGGCCUAUCAGGAAGCUGUGGUUCCAAAGGAGAUGGACAGCCAUGUACAACCCCUGGAAACCAGCACCAGAAUCCCACUGCACAGCACUGAGGAAGACACUCAGUCAGGGACUUUCGGCAGUGUCAUGGUUGGUAACCGAAUUCAAGUACCAAAAGAUAUCCACUACCCGGUAUCGAAAUCAUCGUGCUGCAGUCCAGUAAUGGAGAAUUUUCAAUGUGAUGAAAACUCUUUUAAGCAGGACCUUGAAAAGAGUACACAUGGACUAUGUGGAAACUGGUUGGCCUACUGGCAGUAUGAGAUUGGUGUCAGCCAACAUGAGCCUCAUUUUUACUUUCAUCAGAUUAAGCUCCAGAGCUUUGUAGGCCAUUCUGGGGCCAUCAAAUGUAUCCAUCCUCUAAGUGGAGAAGACUUCUUCUUGAGUGGAAGCAAAGACAAAACUGUCCGCUUGUGGCCUUUGUACAACUAUGGCGAUGGUACAAGAGAGAUUGAACCACGCUUAAGUUACUCCGAACACAAGAAGUCAGUAUUCUAUGUGGGGCAGCUGGAGUCUGUGCAGCAAAUAGUGAGCUGUGAUGGGGGAGUCUGCAUAUGGGACCAAUUUACAGGUAAAACUAUUCGUACGUAUGAGGCAGGGGAUACCAAAGUGCCGGUCACUGCUGUUGCCGCAAUGCCGCCUCCUUAUUGCAGCGUGACCAUAGGAAGCUCCGACUCUGUCCUUCGUUUCAUCGACGUCAGGAAACCAGGUCUUCAGCAUGAAUUUAAGCUGGCAAGCAAUGUCAACGCAGGGCUCAUCCGAUACCUGGCAGUUAGCCCCAAUGGACGUAGUGUUGUGGCAGGGUUUUCUUCUGGGUUUAUCGUGCUGUUGGACACCAGGACAGGCCUAGUCCUGAAAGGGUGGCCUGCCCAUGAAGGAGACAUACUGCAGAUGAAGGCAGCUGAUGGAAACAUUGUGGUGAGUUCUUCCUCUGACCACUCGCUGACUGUCUGGAAGGAGCUAGAACAAAAACCGUUGCAUCACUUCAAAUCCAACUCUGACCCCAUUCAUGCAUUUGAUCUGUAUGGCAGCGAGAUUGUAACUGGCACUGUAGCCAACAAAAUCGGCAUCUAUUCCCUUCUAGAUUCGUCAUCUCAACCGAACAGCACCACCAAACUUAGCUCUGAGAACUUCAAGGGGACGCUAACACAUUUAGCAGUUCUUCCCACAAAACGACUGCUUCUUCUUGGCUCAGACAAUGGAGUUGUCCGUCUUCUGGCUUAGAGGAUUAUUGGUUUCAUUCUAGUAAACCAUGUCAACUCAACCGUGAUCUCGAGCUGUUUAAAAUUGCAUUCAUAAAAGCCAUAGACUUGUAACAACCAAGUAUUACUACUGUUUGUCUAGAGGGACCAGCAUUUUGUGAGCAGGACAUGGAUAGAUGGGGUAUUUUUAUUCAUAAAGCAUUAUAAAGAGGUUCUGGCCGUGACGGUGCUAGCCUAUGUCCUGUUUUAUUGUAGAUUGUUCUAAAUCUCUUACUCGCAGGAAUUCUGUGCAUGUAUCUUACAAUACUGAGUAUAACAUCAGGCUCAAAGCUUCUUGUGAACUAUGUUCUGUGCAUUGUUUAGGAUACACAUAGUAUUAUAUCAACAGUGGUUUUUAUCCUUCGUCCGUGAACAAAGCUGCUGCCACUAGAGUUGAAAUCUAAAAUAUGAGUUGUAGAUUAUGCAGAUGAUAGAAGUGCCUAAAGUAAUAAUAAAAAAGUAUAAAC
Spea bombifrons (plains spadefoot toad) is the source of this 6264-nucleotide messenger RNA. It is a transcript of the gene WDR81, whose product is annotated as WD repeat domain 81. Gene Ontology annotation, molecular function: protein binding; phosphatidylinositol 3-kinase regulator activity. Gene Ontology annotation, biological process: aggrephagy. The record is from RefSeq and is a predicted model, not a curated record. The transcript is spliced from 11 exons. Lineage: Eukaryota; Metazoa; Chordata; Amphibia; Anura; Pelobatidae. Bases 180 to 5780 code for a protein of 1866 amino acids. Gene Ontology annotation, cellular component: mitochondrion.